AUGGGAGCGACACUGUUUGUUCAACCGUUGGAUCUUGUCAAGAACAGAAUGCAGUUGUCUGGUCUCACGGGUAAAAAAGAAUAUCGUUCGAGUAUUCACGCGCUGACAUCGAUCAUCCGAAAUGAAGGUGUUUUGGCUGUUUAUAAUGGCCUCAGUGCAGGUUUGCUUCGUCAAGCAACCUACACCACAACUAGGCUGGGAACCUACACGUACCUGUUCGAACAUUUCAAGACUGGCGAUGCUGCACCUUCUUUUGCCAUGAAGGCAUCGCUAGGUAUGACUGCGGGAGCCGUGGGAUCUGUUGUUGGAACACCAGCGGAGUUGGCGCUGAUCAGAAUGACUGGCGAUGGUCGACUACCUCCCGAGCAACGUCGUAAUUACAAGAACGUGUUUGAUGCUCUGAUUCGUGUUGUGAAAGAGGAAGGCGUUUUCACUUUGUGGAGGGGUUGUGCACCCACUGUGAUGCGUGCAAUGGUUGUGAAUGCUGCACAAUUGGCGACAUAUUCACAAUCAAAACAAGCACUACUGGAGACGGGAUACGUCCACGAUGGUAUUUUCUGCCACUUCCUUGCAUCCAUGGUCUCUGGCUUAGCUACGACAAUCGCAUCGAUGCCUGUCGACAUUGCGAAAACUAGGAUCCAAUCCAUGAAGGUGAUUGAUGGCAAACCCGAAUACAAGAAUGCGUUCGACGUAUGGGUGAAGGUAAGAAUUGGUUCAAGACUGACCUUAAUCUGGGC
Messenger RNA from Cooperia oncophora, 737 nucleotides. The record is from the annotation of a GenBank genome assembly. Lineage: Eukaryota; Metazoa; Nematoda; Chromadorea; Rhabditida; Trichostrongylidae.